AUGUCAACGUCAGUUCCUUCUACGCCAAGAGUUCUGAAGAUCUCUAGAACUCCUAAAACUACAGGAAAAAUCAUCACCAAACGAUACAUGCGUACCCCAGAUGGCAAGCGCACAAUGUUAGAAUUUAACGAUAGAGAUUAUGAUGAAAGUCAAGAUGCCACUUAUAUAUAUGAGGAAAGUGAAGAUGAGGAUGAUCUGUAUUUGGAUGAUGAGGAUGAUUUGAUUAUUGAAGAAAAGGAAAUUGAUUCAAGUGAAGUGGAAUCUAGAGAUGAAACUGAAUCAGCUACUUCAACCACUACUUUAAAAGUUAGUGAUGAGAUUGUAAAUGAUUUCCAUAACUAUAUUGCAGGUAUGGGUCAGUUCCGUCAAUUCCUUUUCAAACAUGAAAUUCCUAGGAAAGUUUUUCAUUCAUCUAUUGGUUUUGUUACUUUGUAUUUAUAUACAAUUGGAGUCCAACAUCAACAAUUGAUCCCAGUUUUUAUAGGGUUGUUUGCCGUGCUUUUCGUUAAUGAUUAUGCUCGGAUGCAUAACCCGGAAUUUAAUCGAAAGAUGGUUAAAUUUUUCACGUUGAUUGCUAGAGAAAGUGAAGCCAAUGAAUACAACGGUACAUUAUGGUAUGUUGCUGGAUUGUUCAUUGUGUUUAUGUUGUAUCCUAAGGAUAUUUGUGUUAUGAGUUGUCUUUUAUUGAGUUGGGCCGAUACUUCUGCUUCUACUUUUGGAAGAAUGUUUGGUAAGUAUACUCCAAAGGUUUCCAAGAAUAAGUCACUUGCUGGUUGUAUGGCAAGUUUUAUCACUGGUAUUGCAUCUUGUUAUGUUUUCUACGGAUAUUUUGUUCCUCAUUACAAUGAAAAGGUUAAUGGACCAAACGAUAUCUUCUGGACCCCAGAAAAUAGCAAAUUGACUAUUCACAUUUAUUCUCUUCUUUCUGGACUUGUGGCCAGUUUCUCUGAGGGAAUUGAUAUUUACAAGAUUGAUGAUAACUUUACUAUCCCUGUACUAUCUGGGUUUUUUUUGAAUCUCGUUGUUAAGUUGGCUCAUAAAUGA
Messenger RNA from Lizanozyma spartinae, 1044 nucleotides. RefSeq names its product diacylglycerol kinase. The coding region runs from base 1 to 1044 and encodes 347 amino acids. The transcript has a single exon. Gene Ontology annotation, molecular function: ATP-dependent diacylglycerol kinase activity. Lineage: Eukaryota; Fungi; Ascomycota; Pichiomycetes; Serinales; Debaryomycetaceae. Gene Ontology annotation, biological process: phosphatidic acid biosynthetic process. Gene Ontology annotation, cellular component: endoplasmic reticulum membrane. The record is from RefSeq and is a predicted model, not a curated record.